UCUCCCCCGGGGUCUCCCGCUCGCUCCCGCCUGCGCCGCGCGCGUUCCACGUGCUCCCGCCGCGCAUCGCCAGCGCCGCUGCGGAUAAAUAAGGACCCCUCCCCCAACCCGGUCAAGUCCCGCCCCGCGCCGAUCGAAUCCCGGUUUCGCUCUCCCGAUCACCCCUUGGAUCUCUUCUCGGAUUCCGCGGGUCCUGCAAUCCCAUCGCCGGUCGAUUCCCCGGCGGCGCCUCUCGGUCGGUCCCCGCCAUGACGGCGGUGGGGCUCCCGAUCGAGCCGCUGGGCGGGUGGCGGAUGGGCGGGGCGGGCGAGGAGGACGAGGGCGGGCGAGGGGCGCGGGGGGAGGAGGAAGAGGACAGCAAGGACGAGGACUGGGCGGUCGGGCAGGAGAGGAGGAGCAGGGGGAAGCGGAAGAGGCCCGCGCCGCGGGGGCGCACGGGAGCCGGGCUGGGGCCCAACAAGCGGCGGCGCGCCGCGGCGGCGGUGGCGCCCGAGCCGCCGCGACCGGAGACUGCCGAGCCUUCGCCGGAGGAAGGUGCCAGUGCUGCUGCUGCGGCGGCGGCGGCGGAAGACGGGGUGGGGAAGGCGGACGGGGAGUACGUGGCUCCGAGCGCCAGCGGCAGAGGCGGGAGGGGCGGGAGGUCGUGCCACCAGUGCAAGAGGGUGAGGCAGAGCCCGGGGGAGAUGAUCAGGUGCGGGCGGUGCGACCAGAAGGUCUACUGCGCCACCUGCGUCAGGAACAGGUACCCGACGAUGUCGGAGGCGGAGGUAAGGGAGCAGUGCCCGUUCUGCCGUGGAGUCUGCAUCUGUACGCGGUGCGCUGCCAAGGAUAAGCAGGUUGGGCCCGAGAGCUCGGUUUUGAAGAAAUGCAAUAGCAAUGGAUCAGCUACAAGAAAAAAGAGGCCCGCUUCUGCAGGAGUGAAGUCACCCAGGGCUCGUAAUGUGGCAAGACGGACUAAAGGAAUUGACCACUCCUUUGCGAGGACAAAUAGGAUGAAUAAUGCACUUGCCAUGUUGGAUGAGGUGGAUACAUCAGAUGUGACCACUGAUGAGGUCGAUCCUGAAACAAAACGCAAAUAUGCCAGCUACCUGUUGCACUACCUGUUGCCAUGUUUGACACAGAUCAACAAGGACCAGAUGGAAGAAAGAGAAGUGGAGGCCAGGAUUCAAGGAUUGGAAUUGUCAGAAUUGAGUGUCGAGAAAGCUGACACCUGGAGUGAUGAGAGGGUGUUCUGUGACAAUUGCAGAACAUCAAUAUUUGAUCUACACAGAAGCUGCCCAAACUGCUCUUACGACUUAUGCAUCGUCUGUUGUAAGGAGCUUCGUGAACGCCAUCUUCAGGGUUCCUGUCAGGAGGCACCGGUAAAUUAUCCUGAAAGAGAAUCUGACUAUAUGCAUGGUGGUGAUUCUGAUCCAUUGCCCAAUUCCAAUUUAAUCAAAGAAACAGGUUUGCCUAGUCACCAAUCUGAGUGUAUCAAGUCGGAAGCUGAUCCUGACAGGACCAUACAUUGCCCUCCAUCUGAACUUGGUGUGUGUGGCAAUGACUAUAUGCAUGAUGGUGAUCCUGAUCCACCGCCCGAUUCCAAUUUAAUCAAUUACAAGAAAACAGGUUUGUCUAAUCACCACUCUCAGUCUAUAAAGUGGGAAGCUGAUCCUGACGGAAUCAUUCAUUGCCCUCCAUCUGAACUUGGUGGAUGUGGCAACGGUGUUCUUAAUUUGAGAGAAAUUUUUGAAAAAGAUAAGUUAAGUGAGCUCGAAAUUUUGGCUUUGCAAAUGAGCAAGCAGCUACAACCUUCUGAUAUCAUCAGUAAAGAUACAUGCGAAUGCUCAUGUUCAGCUAAUCAUGAAAGUUCAAGGAAAGCUGCCACCAGAGAAAAUUCAACAGAUAACUGCAUAUAUUGUCCCAUAUCAGAUGACAAGAAGCCAGAUGAUCUGAAGCACUUCCAGAAGCACUGGGUGAAAGGAGAACCUGUAAUUGUGCAAGGGGUACUCAAGAAAAUGUCUCAUUUCAGCUGGGAGCCACCAGAUAUGUGGUCUGCUAUACAUGGCACCAAUACUGGUUCUGAGAUGAAAAUGGUGAAAGCCAUUGACUGUCUGUCUUGCUGUGAGGUCGAGAUAUGCACCAAUGACUUUUUUAAAGGGUAUUAUGAAGGUCGGAUGUAUCACAAUCUUUGGCCUGAAAUGCUUAAAUUAAAGGACUGGCCUACUUCAAAUCACUUUGAAAAUAUUCUGCCUUCCCAUGGAAGGAAAUACAUCAAUUCCUUGCCAUUUCAGCCAUAUACAAAUUUGAAAUCUGGCUUGCUAAAUGUCUCUGCGUUGCUUCCUGGUGACAUCUUAAAGCUUGACAUGGGCCCAAAAUCAUAUAUAGCUUAUGGGUAUGCACAGGAACUAGGCAGAGGAGAUUCUGUUACAAAGCUUCAUUGUGAUUUAUCUGAUGCGGUCAAUGUUUUGAUGCAUACUUGUAAAGUUAACCCCUCUGAAGAACAACAACAGGAGAUAAGAAACUUGAAAAGAAGACAUACAGAACAGGAUAAAAAGGAGAACGUAGCAAUAGAUGGAAAUGAUACAAGCACGGAACAUGCAGAUAUAUCCCCUGUUUAUUGCACGGAUGAUGGGGAAGGUGCAUUAUGGGAUAUUUUCAGGAGGGAGGAUGUUGGAAAACUAAAAGAAUACCUCAUAAAACAUUCCAAAGAAUUUCGCCAUAUUUACUGUUCUCCAGUUGAAAAGACUUUUAACCCUGUGCAUGAUGAAACAUUUUAUCUAACAAACAAACACAAGAGGAAGCUCAAAGAGGAGUAUGGAAUCGAACCAUGGACGUUUGUACAAAGACUUGGAGAAGCGGUUUUUAUACCCGCGGGUUGUCCUCAUCAAGUAAGGAAUCUCAAGUCUUGCACCAAGAUUGCUCUGGACUUUGUAUCUCCAGAGAACAUUCAGCACUGUCUUAGCUUAACAGAGGAUUUCCGCAGGCUUCCAAAGAAGCACACGGCGAAAGAAGAUAAACUAGAGGAAGGUAGGGGUCGGUGCGAUCGCACGGGGCGUACUCCUUCAAGCCUGGGCCUGCUGAAGAAGCUCGGCUGCAGCUCCCUCACUGCCGUUGUCGCCAUCAUCGUUGUCCUCCUCGUCAGCAGCUCCGGUGAAGGCGAGGUGAAGAAGAUGAUCGUCUAUGCCGUCGAGCAUGCUUUGCAGGUUCUGAAGGAGCCUUGCUCAUCACCGGAGCCGGAGGCCGCCUCACAUUGUCCGCGAGACAGCAAAGGAGGUGACGAAUCGUGUGCACUGGAGAAUGUACAGUAGCUAGGUUCGUUGUCACAAAUAAUCUGAGAAGGGUAGAUUUUCCAGAUGUUGUAUACUUGUGUUCCUAGAGAGCUUGGUGUACCGGAAAAUUAAGGGUGUGUUUGGUUGGAUUUUUGCAUCUGCUUUUGCUUUUGCAAAAGCCAAAACUCAAACAAAGCGCUUUUGCAAACGCUCUAGGUACUUUUGCCCAAAAGCAGCUUUCAUCCUAAUACAAAUGCAAAAACACCUCCCCCCUGCUUUCAGUGGCUUUUGAGGUAAAAAAUUACCCACCUACCACUAAUUACGGAAAAAACGAUUCGUCUUAUUCACCUCCUGUCCCCAUCCGCUCUAGUUGAAAGAAUGAGAUAACUCCGACCCUCACUCGGGCCAUUCAUAUCACAUCCGACUAUACGAGCGAUUAGAUCGUUGCUCUUGUGCACUUCACACUACAUUUUUUGAAGAAAAGUAUGUUUUUCGAGAAAUCUUAAUAGCUACCCUCGUACUUCUACCUUACAACUAGGUUCGCUUUUCCAACGUAAUAGAGUAAGAGGUGGGCAUCUACACAAAAUGGCUUAUUGUGUGUAUCGCGAAAUCCAAGUGACAUAUGGAGUAGUUAUGCUAUUAUUCCAUAUAGGAAGUUACAAAAGGUAAUACAUGUGAAAAAUAAUCAAACAAUGUAUGAACAAAAACACAUGUUUAAAAGCAUAUAAAAACAAAUUUUGUACACCCUCUAUCUAAAAAAAAUCAAUUUAUAGGCUUGUAUUUCAUUGUCCCUCAUGUGGGGGUGUAAAUGGUAUGGAUAUUAUCCAUCCAUAUCCGAUUUGUUAUUCGAUGGGAGGCAGACAUCUGUUCGUAUCAGAGUCCGGAUAUUCAGUGUACGACGCUAAUCCGAAUACUCAAAAUAUGUAGAUGAUGUCGAUAUCCAUUCAUAUCAUAUUGGCAUAGCUAACACUAUAUGUACCCGAAUUCAAAUCCGAGAAAACAAUAACUACCUGUAUUUGUAUCUAUAGGUAUCCAUCAGUAUGUGAUCCAUUUGCAGCCCAACCCCCAUCAAUUUGACACACCACUUAUCCAUUCAUCCAAUCAUAUGAUUAUGCUUUAAUUGUGUGCAUCGAUCUAUGAACUGCGAAUUAAACUAGUUUCGGCUAUCGAAACGUCAACGACACUUUUUGGAGAGGGAACACAAGAUUAUUAUAGGACAAAAAGGUCUUUUUUCUCAUGAUGCUAAGCUGUCAAAAUCUUCCUAUAGAUUCAUUUAAGGAAUUUGAGACGGAGGGAGAUUUUAGGAUUUCACUUUUCCCUAGCAAAUCUAGAUCAACAUGAACAUUUAGCUCUCCACUUAGAAAAUUAUAUGAAGGAAACAACAAAACUGAAAGAGGAAAAACAUACAGACACAAGAAAAGAGGUCACAAGAAUACAUAUCCAUCUUUCAAUCCAAAUAUUGACUUUUUCCCUUAGAUUAAGAGGAGUAAAUCAAAAGAGAGGAGUGGAGAAUAACAAACAAAAGAAGUGACCCUCCAAUCAAAAAAAAAAACUCGGAAGAUCUAAGUCUUGAAAGAGAAGGGUAGGCAUACCUUCAGAUCCCAAAAGGCAACAUGAAGCAACGGGUUCGUUGGGGUCGAUGGCUUUUAUAUAUAGGCCCGUCGCCCUCC
Messenger RNA from Panicum hallii, 4921 nucleotides. Its product is annotated as lysine-specific demethylase JMJ25-like. The record is from RefSeq and is a predicted model, not a curated record. NCBI's taxonomy places the organism in Eukaryota, Viridiplantae, Streptophyta, Magnoliopsida, Poales, Poaceae. The transcript has 12 exons. Gene Ontology annotation, molecular function: histone H3K9 demethylase activity; transcription coregulator activity; chromatin DNA binding. Gene Ontology annotation, biological process: regulation of transcription by RNA polymerase II. The coding region runs from base 249 to 3290 and encodes 1013 amino acids. Gene Ontology annotation, cellular component: chromatin; histone deacetylase complex.